This is a messenger RNA of Carassius gibelio (silver crucian carp), 4247 nucleotides long. RefSeq names its product transmembrane protein 14C. Gene Ontology annotation, biological process: regulation of heme biosynthetic process. Gene Ontology annotation, cellular component: mitochondrial membrane. Lineage: Eukaryota; Metazoa; Chordata; Actinopteri; Cypriniformes; Cyprinidae. The transcript has 6 exons. The record is from RefSeq and is a predicted model, not a curated record. Bases 160 to 483 code for a protein of 107 amino acids.
GUCGUCGUCGACCUUGAGCACCACCGGCAAAGACUUUCUCCAGAUUCUCAGGCAGUGUGUUCUGUCGGGGUUAGGGCAUAGAAAGUACAGUUUGAACAAUAUAAAAACCAUUACGCCACUGGAGAGUCCCCCGCAAACCAACAUAUACAAGUGUUUAUAAUGGCAGUGGACUGGGCUGGAUAUGGAUACGCAGCACUAGUAGCAUCUGGAGGAGUCAUGGGAUACGUCAAAGCAGGCAGUGUCCCAUCCCUGGCAGCAGGGCUGCUCUUUGGUGGUUUGGCUGGUUUUGGUGCUUACCAGACAUCACAAGAUCCUAAAAAUAUUUGGGUGUCUUUAGGUGCAUCUGGGACACUUGCUGCUAUCAUGGGAAAGAGAUUCUAUAACUCGCGCAAAAUCAUUCCAGCUGGUCUUAUUGCAGGAGCAAGUGUGCUGAUGCUGGCAAAACUUGGAGCCGGAAUGCUACAAAAACCUCCGCAAUCAUGAUACCCAAACAGAAAUCACUGUCUGCUUUCAUUCAAACAUAAUUUUCUUUGAACAACAUGUCAUUAAAGCUCAUUGUCAUAUUUUGUAUAAAAUGUACAAUAAAAAUUUAGGUGUCAGGAGAAAUGAAAAUGGGGUUAGAAAAUGAAAGGGGAAUGAAAAAAGGGGCUACUCAACAUAUAAGGAAAUAUAAAUAACACUGCCUUGCAGUUUAAAUUAAAAUAGAAAAAAAAAGAAAAGAAAAUAUGUAAGAACUGUAUGCCAUAAAAAAAUUCAGAAAGGUUAAAAAAGUAGAUUCAAUAUAUGGGAUAAAGAUCUAGAUUUUUUUAUUUAUUUAUUUUUUUUAUCAGGCAUUGGGUACAUAAUCCGAACAAGACAGAUUCAAAGAUGGACAAAAUGUUAGUUUUGUAAAAAUCUAUUUUACACCGAUUCUUGUUUUUUUUUUAUCGAACGAUUAAUCAGCCGUAGGCUUGCAGUAAUGGAUGUGGAUGCUCCUCGCAGAAACAAAAAGAUAUGUGUUUAUACAAUUUUCACAAGUGUUGAAACAAGCCUUAGUCCUCACAGCAGCUGUAGCUCGCAUAAUAGACAUUAGCAAUGGCUUCCAUAUUUUGCUGCCCAGUCAACUCGCCCAUGCACUGGAUGAACUGGUGGAGCGAUCUCCUUUUCCAUCCAUCAUUAUCUGAGAAAAGAGAAAAAAUAUUUAACACUUAUGCAAUUUCAGCAAAGCCUAAGUUGUGGGCUACUUAUGUAGUGAAGUGGGCGAUUCCAAAAUUAACACUUGCCAAGGGGCAAAAUAAUUAAAACUGUUUUGGGUAAAUAAAACCCUGGCCAGUAACUUAAUUAGGAACUUCAACAUCACAUGGCUCACAACAUAUGCAUAAUAGUCUGACAGAGGUGUUUAAAGGGGUCAUAUGACGUUGCUAAAAAAUAACAUUAAUUUGGGUAUUUGGUGUAAUGAAAUGUGUUUAGGUAAAAAAAAAACAAAAAAAAAACAUUAUUUUCCACAAUGUACAUUAUUGUUUCUCCUCUAUGCCCCGCUUUUCUGAAACGCACAGAUUUUUACAAAGUUUAUCGUUCUGAAAAGUGACGUGUACUCUGCUUGGCCGGCUGUCCAGUGCAUUGUGAUUGGCCGAAUUCCUCAAGCGUGUGAUGGAAAUGUUACGCCCCUUGACAUACUGUGAUGUCGAGUCCCAGUCAGAACACAGGCAUGCUAGUCAAAAACAUUAAUACCCAUUAUAAACAAGGCAUUUGUUGCACCCAGUAGGGACAUAUUUACAGAUUAUAAUGACUUAUACUGUCUUUUAAUUUGUUGCGUUGCAUUGCGCUGCAUAAACAUAAAACCAUGUCUGCAUAUGUGAUUGGAGAAAUUACAAACAACAAGCGCUACUCUACACUGCUCAAAAUUCAUGUUUGAAUCAUCAGUGGUUAAUUCUUUAAAUAUGUAAACAUACUUAAAGGCUGUGAGUCAGAAGCCUCAGACUGUCCUUGCAAAGUUGGAAUUGCCCCACUUUACAGAAACAGACUUUGUGCAUAAAAGCAUUGUAGGCAACUGGUUCAGGAAAUGGUCCUCGUCUUUCAUAAAAGUGCUGCACACAUCUGAAUAUUUGGGUUGAGCUGUAUUGAAACAGUGUUGUUAAUACAACUUAACCACUGAUUUCUAGUUGUGUCCUCUUUUGGAAGACCAAAAAAAGUACCGUAAUUCCUCAAAUAAAAGCCAGGGUCUUUAUUUACCUGAACUGCAGAAGGUAACAUGCUUUUAUUAGAGGCAGGCCUUUAUUUCUAAUUCAACUGUUUGAUAAGUAAUUGUUUUAAAUAACCUGUUUUAAAUUAAAAGUGAUACCGUUCCAGUAGAGAGAGAUCAUAACAUUAGCACAGAAUCAGUUCAGAAUCAAUCACCAAAAGAAUCAGUUUGGUUCAGACGCGCUCUGUGUCGGUCUGCUUCACACGGAAUCACACAUGUGCAGUAUCAUCAGUUUCUCGGUUCUCGAAUUAGACGCGUCCGACAGAAACCGUUAUCGGUUCAGUGUACUGAUGAUCCGAAAACCGAUGCAACUGGUUCUUGACUCGAGAACAAGAAAUGCUCUGGCAGUGGGCGUUUAUGUACAUUAUCUGGCUCUGCUGCACAAAUUAUCCCUCGGCCUUUAUUUAAGACCGGCCUUUAUUUGUCCGUGUUGACCAUGCCCCCGGCCACUAUUUUAGAGGCCCGGCAUUUAUUUGACCACUGGUUUUUAUUUGAGGAAUUACAGUAGUUUUGCUUUCACAUCGAAAAACACAGCAUGUCUACGACAUGACAGUGGUGACGGCAACAUUACUACAGCAAGAAUAAAAGUUACCCCUUCUUUCUUUGCAUGAACAUUUGGGCAGCACUAUGCAAAUCUUCCCACAUCCUGACAUAGACGUGGAGGCAUGUUAGAAUGAGCUGUUUAGGAGGGCGUGGUUGACUCUUAACUUUCAUAAAGAAUAUCUCUUUGGAUUUGAGACUGUAUGCCGCAUUCCAAGCAACCCGUAACCCGUGUUUUUCCAACCUUCUACCCGUGAAAGUGCAGUGGAAUGGCAGUCAAAAAAGUGCCUUCCCACCUGUGAACUCGUACUAGAUCGAUGUGAAGGAAAAUAACUUUCUUACUGUACAAUUUUACUCAGAGCUUGUAUCAAAAAUAUGCAUGAUUAGGGACUUCAGUUAGGAGGAAAAAAUUCAAUUAAAUUAAAGUUUAUUUGGACAGCACUUUUUACAAUACAAAUCAUUACAAAGAAUCUUUACAGAAAAUUACGUUUCAACAAUAUUUAGUAGUAGCUCAUAGUUACUUACUGUAUUUUUUUUUAAUUGCGGUAUACUACUGUAUUCGCCGUAAAGGCCUUUGUGGCGCCAUUCCAAUGACAUACUCCUUCUGCGGUGCGUUUGCAUCGUGUAAUUUUUUACAUACCCAUGUUAACAGAUUCUAGCAUUCACACUGCACACGGUUGCGGUCCGUCAAUGCGUUCCAGGAGCAGUGCGUCUGCAGCAGUGCAGUGAUCGUUUAUGUACCGAGUCUAUUUUUGCUCUGCUGCAUGCUCUUAAUUAAAGUGAAAGCGCAUUGUUCGCGGUGAAAAUUAACAUGGAUUGACACGGAAAUGUAGUCAUUUCACAAUAAAUGUAUACUAAUUAAAGCCUACUGUGUUUCACACGCAACACAUGGGUUUUGGCUAGAUUUAAAACAAGAAAAAGAGCAACUUUAGAGAAACAAGGCAACAUUAUAUAUGCAUUUUUAUAGAGGCAGAAAAACAAAGUGAUUUAAGACCCCUUGGAUUGCGUGUAAUAAAGAUUUAAAGCUGCGGUAGGGAACUUUUGACGCUCUAGCGGUUAAUAAACAGAACUGCUUGCGUCUUGCGGAAGAACAUCGUAGCUGGAACUACUUCUCUCUGUUUAUGUCUAUGAAGAAUCACAAAGGUACUGGGUUACUCCGCUGCUGUAUCCCCGAAGCAAUCUAAAAUAGUCCGAAUAUAAACACUUAUUAUAGGUGCACCCUAGUGAUUCAGGACAAGCUUGGAAAAUGGAAUCAUGGUGUACUCGCUUAUUAUAUACAUUUUUCUAAAUUUUGAACACAAACAAAGUUACAGACCGCAGCUCUGAUUGGUUAUUUUUUACCGGGAGCUAUGGAGUUUCUGCAAAUGGCAAUAGGACCACUGGGAGGAGCCAGAGGAGCUUGAUUUUUUUCACAGAUUAUCUGUCUCAUAUUCUACUGUCAGGACAUAAUGACAGGUUUAAUAAAUAUGUAAAAAAUAUUUUUUUU